AUGCAUGAAGGAAUUGAAAUUAACCAUAAAGAGCACAAGAAAAUGAAUAAAGACAAUGAAGGACACCUAGUACACAAAACAUCGCAAAACAUCAACGAUAGUAAACAACGAAAYGAACUAACACAAAGCAAGAGAGAUACAAAAGAACGCCAGAGAAACAUAGYACCACAGCGUGAAAUGAAUAUGGAACAUCAUCAGGGGGAGCAUGUAACUAGGCUAAAASCCCAAUCACCUGAACAUCUUAUUUAUKGGSGCGGGCGCUAUUUCUUACAUUUCAYGAAGGGUCAUCAUAAGAAGGACCAUUUUAAUAGAGAGAAGGGUAAUGACAUGRUGAAACGUCUUCAUCGUYCUCACCAUAGAAACCAGGAGAAAAACUAUCAUGGUUGGGAACAUCACGACAUGGAUCAGCRUUAUUUAUCACAUCAAAAAAAUCGCGACAACAGGCAUUACGACUACAACGAUCAUUUUGAGGAUAAUCGUCACAACGAUGCCAGUAAUCAACAUGACAACGAUGAUCACAUGGAUAAUUAUGGCUUUUAUAAACAUCACAAGGACGAUGGAAUUAAUCAUGGGCAUGAUGAUGUGGUACCUCGUAACAGACAUAUUCGUCCAUCAUGGCAUCACACCGAACAUCAAGGAAGCAGAUACCAUCACAACCAUCGAUCACGGCGUGAUAUUUCAUCGCAAGAUCAUGAAUUUUACAUGGUCAAUAACUACAAUAUAAGACCACUCCAUCCCAUCGUCCUUAUGAAAGACUUUGAAGUUGAGGACGACGAUGAUAUUGAAAUAUCUGGAGGAAGAAACAAAAGGAACCCCAACAACAAUAAAGGACUACCCUGUGACUCUUCACUUGAUGGACAGCUCAUUUAUGACAAGAAAAAUUGUCGUCUGUGUCAAUGUUCUAACGGACGGUUUGUUUGCGAGAGAAUACCAACGAAAUGUAGAACAAGCAAAUAUGACAACAAAUGUUCGUUUACUAACGGCGAUGUCGUCCAUGAAGGCACCACCCACUACGAUGGAUGCAACUAUUGUGCGUGCAGAAAACGUGAAUGGACAUGUACUCGUUUGCGAUGUCAUUCUGCAGGCUACGCAUACACCAAUUACGAAGCUGUGCCCGAUCACAUCAAGGGAAGUGAGCGACCAUAUGAUACAUGCAUGGACUGUGACGGUGAGCCCCUCACUCCUGUCUGCGCCCCUGACUGGAGAACUUAUCGUUCACUAUGUCACGCUAGAUUCUGUGGUGGCUAUGACAUAGAUGAAAUUACUCAAGGACCUUGCCAAACGAAAGACCCAUGUCAACAUKCUAAAUGUGGCAAGCAUGAAGUCUGUAUUCCAUUUUAUCGAGGUCCUUGUCUGAAUACCAAAACACGUGACGGUUAUCGCAUAAAUUGUGAACAGCAUCACUGCGUGUUGUUGGAUGGUAAUUGUCCUGCAAAAACUUUGCCGCAGGAGGUGGUAUGUGGGGAGGAUGGGCAAACGUACCCAUCUGCAUGCCACAUGGCUCACAACUCUAUCGCCUUUGCAUAUAGGGGACCUUGCAGACCUGCAUGUAUGACCGGAAACACACAGGUUUGUGGUACGGAUGGCGUUACCCUUCAGUCCGAUUGCCACGCACACUUAUUUGGUCUUCAUGUUGAUUACCCUGGGGCCUGCGAAGUCAUUGUUGCUAAACCAGAGCUAGUUCAGGAGGACAAGAAAUCUGUUUAUGUCAAUAGAAGAUGCAGUAAAGUACAAGAGAUGGCACGAUGUCUGUCUACAAGUUGUAAGGAUGUUGUCAUACCUGAAGGAAGCUGCUGUCCCGUAUGCGGUGCAUCAGUAAGCAUACGUGUGGAUAGAGCCAUAGUUAGCGAUCUGAUUUACUUCAGAACACUUUCGACAGACACCGACUUUUCUCGACUAGACGUGCUGCAGUCAUUUUUACGUAGCAAACAGGACACUGUGCAUGUGCGAAAAUGUCGCAUUACAGUUGACUUUACCGACAGAAACGAUAUAUCUGUUGUUUUUGUACCUCGUCAACCASGAUACAUAUCGUACUGUCAACAGGCAGCAAAACUAACUGUAGAUAAGGUCAACUCCCAGUCAAAUACCUCAAAUCCAUUGGAGGUUUUAAUGGCAUCGGCAGUUUUUGUUGAGCCUUUAUCUCAGCCCAAAUCGAGGGAAAGACGACGUUACAAUACAAGGAUGAAACGUGAUAUAUAUCUCGAGCACAAUUCGAACAGUGAUGGUGUUGCUCUGGCACCUCUCACUUACAAACUGACUGGGAUUUGGUACAUUACUUACCUUUUUAUCUAUAAUUGGUAGCUGAUUAURUAGCGUGCUAUCUAUUAAUGGGUUGCUGAUUAUGUAGUAUGCUCAUCUGAAACUAUUUCUUCCGGUGAAGCACCAUUAGAAA
Messenger RNA from Exaiptasia diaphana, 2392 nucleotides. RefSeq names its product reversion-inducing cysteine-rich protein with Kazal motifs. Gene Ontology annotation, molecular function: metalloendopeptidase inhibitor activity; protein binding. NCBI's taxonomy places the organism in Eukaryota, Metazoa, Cnidaria, Anthozoa, Actiniaria, Aiptasiidae. The transcript is spliced from 7 exons. Gene Ontology annotation, cellular component: plasma membrane. The record is from RefSeq and is a predicted model, not a curated record. The coding region runs from base 1 to 2301 and encodes 766 amino acids. Gene Ontology annotation, biological process: extracellular matrix organization.